AUGCAAUGGUCGUUCGAAGCGCUGAGUAUUGGUAUGUAUCCCGAUGCUGACCCUUGGGGGAGACCAUUCUCCAAGGAUUACUACCCGGAUAGAUUCCGCAUGGCCGGACGCCCGCUGGCGCAAGGCUUCAUCGGCGCUUUCGACGGCAUAAUGUCUGAUUGGGAGUUCGUGAAAAAACUGUUCAAUCUGCAGCGAUUCUUGGAUACAACAUUCAGCAUUAAAUCGAAUCUCUGUUAG
Messenger RNA from Symbiodinium pilosum, 237 nucleotides. The record is from the annotation of a GenBank genome assembly. Lineage: Eukaryota; Dinophyceae; Suessiales; Symbiodiniaceae.